ACGCAAGUGAAGUCAUUAAGAGGAAGGAUACUGUAAAGUGAGACAAACAGAAAUUCCACCAGCCUCCAGAUAUCGUUAUGUGUCAUAACUCUGCCAAGGUCUGUGAGCUUUAGCUUUAGAUUGGCUCAGCAGCUUCCAGGGGAACCAGCUCAAGGCUUUGCUCUGCACCAGGCUGAAGAUGACUGACUGUGAGUUUGGAUACAUUUACAAGCUGGUCCAGGACUAUCUGAAGUACGUCCUGCAGAUACCACAACCUGCAGCUGGUUCAAGCAAAACGUCCAGAGUGUUACAAAAUGUGGCUUUCUCAGUUCAAAAAGAAGUUGAAAAGAAUUUGAAACCCUGCUUGGACAAUUUUGUUGUCAUCUCCAUUGAUACCGCCCAAACAAUAUUCAAGCAAGUGAUGGAAAAGGAAUUUGAAGAUGGCAUCAUUAACUGGGGAAGAAUUGUGACCAUAUUUGCAUUUGGAGGUAUUCUCAUCAAGAAACUUCUAAGGGAGCGAAUUGCCCCAGAUGUGGAUACUUACAAGAAGAUUUCUUCUUUUGUUGCUGAGUUCAUAGUGGAUAACACAGCAGAGUGGAUAAGGCAAAACGGAGGCUGGGAAAAUGGCUUUGUGAAGAAGUUUGAACCUAGGUCUGGCUGGCUGACUUUUCUGGAAGUUACAGGAAAGAUUUGUGAAAUGUUAUUUCUCCUGAAGCAAUACUAUUGACUGAAAAGCACACUCCAUGUUGUGAAACCUGCCUAAUUUUCCUGACUCUUGCAAGAACUAUUGCCAACACUUAUAAAUAAACAAUUUGAUGAUGUAACUUGACUUCCCAGAGUUAUGGAGAUUUUGUAUAAUUUUCAAUUUUAACAAUAAACUAUGUGUUUGUCUCUCUAUAUAAUUUGUGUCCUACUUUUUUGGCUCUGCCUGGAAGUCCAACAAAAGGGUAAAGCAAAAUACAGGAGUUAGGUAUUGAAUUAAGGGGAUAAUGACCAAUCUUUAGGUCAGCAAAUUUGGUUCCAAUAUGGGAACACUGUAUCUUGUUCUUGACCUCUCACCCUUCCUUUUCUUCCCACAAUGUAACUCCGUGGGGCUUGGAUUAAAGUUGUUGAUGGAUCUAAUAAAAAAAAAAACAGAGCCCCUCCCUCUCAGUCAUGCAUAUUAUCACAGCAGAUUUGUUAAUUAAUGCUUUACCUCUGAGGUAUGUGUAUUAACGACAGGAAUUAGGACACUUGGACAAGUCAGUAGGGAAAUAUUUUUGGUACAGUUAGCUUUGGCAUACUUCUCAAAUCCCAUCUGAGAGACAACUACGUAUGCCACCUGAGGUUUGCGUCUAUUAAGGGCAGGGUAGGAUUCAACAUUUUCUUUUACCUCUUGCUGCCAUGUAUCCCCCUUCUCCCCCCACACCCUAAGUUUUAAUUCAUUUUUGCUUUAAUCAGAGCUAAGUGGUGAGAAUGAAUAGUCAUGAAUGGACAUAACAGGAAGCAUGUAUACAGGUAUUGCUACCUGGAAUACAUUUAUACAAGAAACCUCAAAGCAAGGCAUUUGCUCUAGAAUGACCUCUUAACAAAGUGACAUUGAGAAAUCAGUGACUAUUUUUGGUUUGGUCUAUGACCUGGACUUUCAAACUGUAGUUUGCUAUGUGUUCUGUUUAUUACUUAGAAAAAAAAAAGGCUUUUAUGAACCUCAACUUUUACCUCAUGCCAUAUACAAACAUUAACUUGAAACACAUCUAAAUGUAAAUGAAAACUGUAAAACUUCUGGAAGAAAGCAUGAGAGAAAAUCUUCACAAUUUUGGGGUAGGCAAAGAUUUCUUAGAUAGAACACAAAAAGUUCGAAUCACACACGCGCACAUACACACAAAUGAUAAUUUGAACCUUAUCAAAAUUUUAAAAUUCCACUCUCAAAAAGACACUGUAAAGAAUUCGAAAGGGGCCAUAUAAAUUAUACCUCAAUAAAACUGUUAAAAAAAAAAAAAAGGCAA
Molecule: messenger RNA, 1964 nt
Organism: Loxodonta africana (African savanna elephant)
Lineage: Eukaryota; Metazoa; Chordata; Mammalia; Proboscidea; Elephantidae
Gene: BCL2A1
Product: BCL2 related protein A1
Exons: 2
Coding region: 179-706 (175 amino acids)
Biological process (GO): intrinsic apoptotic signaling pathway in response to DNA damage; negative regulation of apoptotic process; release of cytochrome c from mitochondria
Cellular component (GO): mitochondrial outer membrane
Molecular function (GO): protein homodimerization activity; protein heterodimerization activity; channel activity
Source: RefSeq, a predicted model, not a curated record